Messenger RNA from Olea europaea var. sylvestris, 604 nucleotides. Its product is annotated as MATH domain-containing protein At5g43560-like. Lineage: Eukaryota; Viridiplantae; Streptophyta; Magnoliopsida; Lamiales; Oleaceae. Gene Ontology annotation, molecular function: protein binding. The annotation marks the transcript as partial. The transcript has 5 exons. The record is from RefSeq and is a predicted model, not a curated record.
UUGCUUUCUGCUUUUUACGUUCCAGGACCGCAACCUUCUGAAUUGUAUGGAAAGCAGACAUGGAAGAUCGACAAGUUUUCACAAAUUAACAAAAGAGAACUUCGAAGUGAUGUAUUUGAAGUUGGAAGCUACAAAUGGUAUAUUUUGAUUUACCCCCAGGGAUGUGAUGUCUGUAAUCAUCUUUCUUUAUUUCUCUGUGUGGCUAAUCAUGACAAGCUUCUUCCAGGAUGGAGUCAUUUUGCACAGUUCACUAUUGCUGUGGUGAACAAAGAUCCUAAAAAGUCCAAGUAUUCUGAUACACUUCAUCGGUUUUGGAAAAAGGAGCACGAUUGGGGAUGGAAAAAAUUUAUGGAGCUAUCAAAAUUGUUAGAUGGGUUUAUUGAUGCUGAUAAUUUAAUAAUUAAAGCUCAAGUCCAAGUCAUCAGGGAGAGAGCAGAUCGUCCCUUCCGUUGCCUUGACAUUCAAUAUAGAAGGGAACUUGUUCGAGUAUAUUUGACAAAUGUCGAACAAAUUUGCCGUCGUUUUGUGGAAGAAAGACGGAGCAAACUUGGAAAGUCGAUAGAGGAUGAAGCUAGAUGGUCAAGGUAAUGGGGCCUGGUUUUUU